GAAGGAAAUUUCGGCAAAAGGGAAACGACUGUCUUCAUCUGUAUGGUAAAAUAACAAUCAUUUUGUUUGAGAGAAGUAGAAGAUGCCAGAUGAGGAAAGAGUGAAGAAAAAAAGACGAAAGCUCGAUUCCAUAAUCAGUAAACUGCAUCAGACGAAUCCAUCGGAAAAAGAGGGCACAAGAGGGGAAGCACAGCAGAAUGAUACAAAGAAAGAAAAUGAUAAUGGUAAUGAAACAAGAGAAUUACUUCCAAGGGUAUCAAGAAGGAAAGCAGCUGCUGCACCAGUGAAACAAAAGAAUAAUGAUGAGGACCCAGUCCAACACCCAGAAGGAGAAGUGGAUGAGGAAGCUCAUGUCGUUGAAAAUGCCAUGGAGAUUGAUAACAAACAGGAGGUUCCUUGCUAUGGAGAGGAUAGUGCUGUUGAUGACGUACAACCUGAAAAUGCUCCAGUGGUGAAACAGGAACCCAUAGAAAACUAUGAGAACUCCUUGGAUGGCCUUCAGAAAAUGCUGGGAUAUGAUAUCAGUGAAGAGGUGCAGAAGCAGAAGGAACAUGGGAAGGAGAAGAAAAAGAAGGAGCACACGUCAGAAAAUUUAGACACAGAUGCUGAGUUGCCCAGAAGAGUUCAGUGUACAGCUUGUGGAAGACAAGUGAAUCCUGCACAUGGAACUGUCUGUAGACACCCAAACUUGAAUGUCUUGGUGUGCAAAAAAUGCAGUCGGUACUUUAAUUCUGGGCCAUUCACUCGUGACGAAUUUGGUGUGGAGGAGCAAUGUCGAUGGUGUGGCGAUGGAGGUUCACUUCUCUGCUGUGACAAGUGCGAGAAGGCAUUUUGCAAACCUUGUAUUAAACGUAACCUGGGAAAGGCUAAACUCAAAGAGAUCGUGGAUGCGCCGGAGGACACUGAAUGGUUAUGCUUUUGUUGUAAUUCUAAACCUUUAUCACAGCUUUUAAAAUCAUGUAAUCGAAUUAUGAACAUUCUGGACUUGCGCAAAGCUCAAAAGAGUCUUUUCAAAUCGAAAAAAGGACCUUCGUUAAAAGAGGCUCCUAACCAAAAGGAACGGCGGAACAGACUCUGCAGUAUAAGUGAGAAUAUGGGAAUGAGCUCUGAUGGCGCAUUGUCGCCCAGUGAAAGUCCAACAAAGAAGACUGCGGCUGCUGCUAAUCUCAUCAUUGACAGUGAUGGCGAUAGUGACGAGGGGAAUGAUCAAAAGAAAAACAGGAAACGUAGCUCUAAAAUUGAAAAAAAGAAACAUGCAAAGAAAAAUGGCUCUGCUAAAGAGGAUGUUUUGGUGAUUGAUGACAGCGAUAGUGAUGAUGAUGUCGUUGUUACCAGCUCCAAGGGUAAAGGUAAGAAGAAUGCGAAGGGCCAGGGGAAGAGUACAAGUAAAAAGAAAACAAAAAUAAGAGGCGAAUCAGAUAACAAGAAAGACAUUAAGAAAAGCAAAGUGAAAAACAAUAGAACUAGAAAAGAUUCAUCAAGUGAAUCAGAUUCUAAUGACAAAAACCAAGAUUCCAAACGGAUAGCGAAAGCUGUCAGAAAGACGAAGAAGAAAGAUAAAAGUGAAACCCGAAGUUCAGAGGAAGAUUCAGACUUUUCAGACUUUGUUUCUAUGGUGAGAACAAAAGAUGGCCUUCAAAAGGAAAAAAAGAGUAAAAAGCAAAGAGGAAAAGGAAAGAAACAAGCUUCAGAUAAAGAUUCUGAGGACGAAAGCGACAAUGUAAAAAGAAAGACACGCUCCAAAAAGGCAAGCGUGUCACAAAAACAAACUAGGAAACGUCCACGGAUGGUUACUUCUUCAGAGGAGAAAUCCAGUUCUUCUGCUGACGAGAAAUCUGACAGUGAUGUACCUGCAAAAAGGAGAAAAAUGCUGCAAGCUCAAAAGAGCAAAAAGAAGCAGAGGAUAGCUUCGGAAGAUAGUGAUGAAUCUGAUGAAGAGAUUGCCAGCAGAAAGAAGGGAAAAUCAAGGAAGAAAACUAAAAGGAGUAGUUCUGAAUCUGACGAAGAUCGCAAGAAGAAAAGGACACGGAAGGGAACAGGAAAACAGAAGAAAGGACGAAAGAAACAUCAAAUUGGGAAGGAUAGUGACGACUCAGAAAAUAAUGACGACGAAGAAGAAGAAGAAGACGAGGAAGUGAGCCCAUCGAAAAAGAAAGGUCGUAAGAAAAUUCGCAAACUGAUCGAAGAUGAAAAGCUUGCCGAAGAAACCCGAAAAGCCCGAAGGCUCGAGGAAGAGAGGCGGAAACGUCUCUUAGAAAGGACUCGUGCCAAUGAACUUGAUGACUUACCAACUGCGUCAGCUAAAGUGUCAACACUCGUUCUUGAGGCUGACCCAGAUACCAAGGGGCCCUUAGUCGAGAUUAAAGAGGAUCUUCUGCAGCAUCUGAAACCUCAUCAAAGCAAAGGAAUACAGUUCAUGUAUGACUGUGUAAUUGAAUCAUUGAAGUCAUGGAAGAAAGAAGAGCCCGGUGGAGGAUGUAUACUAGCCCACUGUAUGGGCCUCGGCAAAACACUGCAGGUCGUUGCAUUGGUACAUACACUGAUGACCCAUCCAGAUAUCAAGUUACAAAGCGUGUUAGUCGUGGCCCCGCUCAACACAGUGUUGAACUGGCAAGUUGAGUUCGAAAAGUGGCUUGCUGUGGACGAUAGGCUGGAGGUUUAUAUCCUUCAAGAAGCUGGAGGAAACAAUUGGCGUCGAGUAGACAUGCUCAAACAUUGGAUGCGACAUGGUGGUGUAAUGAUUAUGGGUUACUCUCUGUACCGUAACCUGUCACAAUGCUACAGGAUUAGAAGCAAACAUCAGAAGAAAGCAUUUCAGGAAUCUCUGGUUGAUCCAGGUCCUGAUUUGGUGGUGUGCGAUGAGGGUCAUAUUUUGCGCAAUGAUGCCAGUGCCAUCUCCAAAGCUCUCAACGCCAUCAAGACAAAACGGCGAAUUGUGCUGACUGGAACACCUCUGCAGAAUAACCUCAUUGAAUAUCACUGUAUGGUGAGUUUUGUGAAACCAAAUCUCCUUGGUACGCGAAAAGAAUUUACGAACACGUUUGUCAAUCCCAUUCAAAACGGCCAAUGUGCAGAUUCUACUGCUCUAGAUGUUCAGAUUAUGAAACAACGAUGCCAUGUGCUUCAUAAGAUGUUAGAAGGCUGUGUUCAGAGGAAAGAUUACGCCGCGCUGAUACCUUUUCUUCCGCGUAAACACGAGUACGUGAUCAAGGUUCGUUUAUCAGCAUCACAGCGGAAGCUGUAUGAACACUACCUCAAGACAUUCGUGUUUCCUGAUGGGGACGUUGGUAAAAGAGGGGUUUCCCUCUUCUCGGACUAUCAGUGUCUGAUGCGCAUCUGGACACACCCCUGGUGCCUCAAGCUGGAUGCUCUGAGACGGCCAGAACAGUUUUUGGACACAGACAGUAUGGACGACUUUGUGGUGCACACCGACGAAGAAGACGAAGAAGAGGAGGGAUCGGAAAGCGUUCAGUCAACGACCUCAGAGGAAGAAAACCAAGUUGAGUCUUCAUCUGAGGGUGAAGAUAAAAGAAAAACAGUCAGGGGUAAGAAAAGUAAGCAGAUUUUUAGCUCAGACGAGGAGGAAAGUGAUGACGAGGAAAACGAAAGCGAGGAUGAAGUUCUUCCGCAGUCUUCAAGGAAGAAAAAUGCGCUUGCCAGCGAAGCUUCUUCAGCCUCAAACAGAGCUGGCUCCUCUACUGUGAACAUUGGUGGAGAGGACAUAACAGUUGUGAAGAUCAACGAUGGUGCGAGUACUAGUCGUGAUGGAAUUAGUAGCAAGAAAGACGAUGCGAAACCGUCAACAAGUAAAGACGUACACUAUAGCGAGACGAACAACAGCGUUUUUGGAAGCACUCGAUCGGGGGCGUCUUUCAAAGACGAGCCAGACGUGGAGAUCGAAGAAGAAAAGGAAUGGUACGAUGAAUUCCUACAAGAUGACGACGAAUACAACGUGGAACUUAGUGGCAAGCUUGUUCUUCUGAUGGAGAUCCUUGCUGAUGCAGAGGCAGUGAAUGAUAAAGUGCUGGUGUUCAGUCAGAGCCUGGUUACGCUUGAUUUGAUAGAGAAGAUGUUGGGCGGCGGGGAGAUCGGCGGUGAUAGAGAAAACUGGUGCCGAGGUUGUGAUUAUUUUCGAAUGGAUGGAUCCACAAGUGCAGCCAUGAGACAGCGCUGGGCUGAUAUUUUUAACGACGACGAUAACAAAACGGCUCGCUUGUUUCUAAUCUCGACCAAGGCCGGUGGACUAGGGAUUAAUUUAGUAGCAGCUAACCGGGUUGUUGUAUUUGACGUGUCAUGGAAUCCCUCGCACGAUGUACAGUCAAUCUUCAGGGUUUACCGGUUCGGCCAGAGCAAGGCUGUGUUUGUAUACAGACUUAUAGCACAGGGAACGAUGGAAGAGAAAAUAUACGAUAGACAGGUGACAAAGCUGUCUUUGUCCAGCCGAGUGGUGGAUGAGCAGCAGAUUGAGCGGCACUUUACUGCAGCCGAUCUACGCGAGCUGUACAUGUUUACCCCGGAUAUUCUUGACGAGGAGAAGGAGAAGGAUGCGGAGGCCGAGGUCGAGGCCAAGGCCGAGGUCGAGGCCGAAGCCGAGGCCGAGGCCGAAGCCGAGGCCGGCGAGAAAAGCAAAGAAGAUGGAGAGGGAGGAACCGAUGUCAGUAACGAAAUGGCCGGCGACAAAGACGAAGAAAGGAAAAGUGAUCAAGACGAUGGACUACGAAAGGAAAGCGAUAGAGGCAAUGAAACUGAGAAAGAAAAUGGAGAGACGCAAGAAAAGGAAGGGGAAAACUCAAACAAUUCAGCAAGAGAUAGCGAAAGCGACAAAGCAAAAGAAGGCGAUAAAGUUGAAGAGCAACCUGCCUUACCACUCCCCAAGGACGCUGUACUAGCAGACUUGAUCGUACGCCUUCAUCCCAGAUGGAUAGUGAAGUACCACGAACACGACUCCAUGCUGCAGAAUAUCGAGUCCGAAGAACUGACUCCGGAAGAAAUGAGGCAGGCGUGGGAAGCUUACGAAGCUGAGAAGUCUGGCCAAAUAGCCCCAGCAUACAACCGCAGCCAGGAACCUCCACCGGGGAGCCACGCGCACACACAGAUGCAGGUGGCGCAGAGAAUCCGAAUAAAUUCGGAGAUGCUGAAGCAGAUUCAGCAGAUUCAUCAGCUGCAGGAGAUUCAACAGCGUCAGGAGCUGCAGGAGCGCGCGCAACUUGCACGGCAAGAGCAGGAGCGGCUGUACCAGCAGCGCCACGCUGUGUAUCAACAGCACCAGCGACAGCAGGACGAGAUACGCCGGCAGAAUCAACUGCGAUUCAUUCAGCACAUGACGCAACAACCUGCUGCACAGGGCUUCCAAAUCGGACAGAAUACAGUGAACGUGCAGACGACUCUUCCGGCUGCCUCACAGGUCCCCCAGGCGUCAUUUCCUCGGCCUGGUCUGACGUAUCAGCCACUGAGAUUAAGUUUUCAGGUACCGCCGAACGUUCGCCUUCCUGCCCCUGGAGCUGGAACCAUUCCAGUUACAGGAGCCCCACCCACUAUAAACUCGACUCUUGGACCAGCCACGCCAGUCAGUACUGUCAGAACGUUGCCAAACAACGCGCAGGUUUCGCGGCCAUAACCAUGUUAUGUUUCAUUCUAAAAACGGUGCGUUUCAUUUCGUGUGGAUUGUAAGUUUUGACGUGCAUAGAAAAUGUCUCUCAGACUUUCCUUUGUCAAAGAUCUUCAAGGGCUUGUAUUUUAUCUUACGGACCAGUUUAUAAACGCUUAUAUUGGUAUAUGAAGUGCGACUUAAUGUGUCAUAGAAAAAACUUGUAUGUCGCAAUUCCACAACGGGCAGUCUUUUUCUUACAUACGAUACGCGUAGCGACUAUUUUAGAGCGGAAUACCUUAGGUAGAAAUUAUUUAUAUUUGCCUUAUUUAUCGAAAAUUAAAUACGAAGCUUUUAUAUAUAAA
This is a messenger RNA of Stylophora pistillata, 5952 nucleotides long. RefSeq lists its product as uncharacterized. Gene Ontology annotation, molecular function: ATP hydrolysis activity; ATP binding. NCBI's taxonomy places the organism in Eukaryota, Metazoa, Cnidaria, Anthozoa, Scleractinia, Pocilloporidae. Gene Ontology annotation, cellular component: nucleus. The record is from RefSeq and is a predicted model, not a curated record.